AUGACACAAACAACACAAGAUCAACAAAACGAAUUACAAAAUAAUUCGUCCACUUCAACUUCAACAUCCAAUGUUGAAUUCGCACCCAAUAACAACAACGAACUUCCUAUAACCAUCACCGCCGCCUCCUCAUCCUCCUCUUCCACUAUAACUUUAAUAGCUCAACAUUCGACUCAACCCGAGAUUUCUAAUUUAGUUUAUAAUGCAAUUAUAGCAAAUGAUAUUUAUGGAUUGGGUAGAAUACUAAGAGAAAAUCCUGACUACGACAUUAACACAUUGAUUACUAAUGAAAUCACUGCCGAUGAAAAUAAUCGCAAGGGUAAAAAUGUUUAUUUGACUCCUUUGAUGAUUUCUUGCACUUUGAAUUAUGUCGAUAUUACCAGAUAUUUACUAAAGAAAGAAAAGAUUGGGAUUGAUCUACAAGAUAAAAAUGGAAGAAGUGCAUUAUUUCAUGCAACUCAUAACGGAAACUCAGAAAUCGUAAAACUGCUAUUACAGUAUAAAGUAAACGUUAACAUCACCGAUAAACAUGAGAUGUCUCCAUUAUUAGUGGCGGCAACUUAUGGACACACCUCAAUAUCUAGAAUGUUGUUAGAGGGAGGGUUUCAAAUUGAUGUUGAUUAUCAAGAUGAAACUGGUAAAACUGCAUUGGCGUUAGCUUGUUAUCAAGGUCAUACAAGCACUGUUGAAGUACUGAUAAAAAAUGGCGCAAAUGUCAAUAUUGUUGACAAGUCGGUUUUGUCAGCGCUGAAAGGCGUUGACGAGAAUGAUAUAUCAUCAAAUUUCCAUUAUGACAAAGAUUCAAAGAGAGUUUCUUUUUUCGCUAACGGUAAUAGACGCUCAAAAAGAUACAGCAGUCAAAAUAUUCAUAGCAUUUCUAGUUUAAAUCGUCAGAAUGAUCAAGACGAUUUGAUCGUGACAAGAUUACAAUCAAAUAAUAAUUAUAGAGAUUCUCUUGAUUAUAAAUCAAUAGCGGAAUCUAUGAAGCAUAACAGCAGAACCAUAAGCGCAGGUGAACGAUUACGUGACGAAAUGAAACCACGUAAAGAGGGUACUAUUUGGUCUUUCAUCACCCUCAUCCUCACCUUCUACAUACCUGACUAUUUGUUAAUCAGGUUUGGUAAAUUAGCAAGUGAAGCAUCUCGCCAAGCUUGGAAAGAAAAAGUAGCAACGUGUCUUAUAAUCAUCAUGGCGGUAGUUGCGACGGCUCUUUUAACAAUAAAUUUGAGUUUUGAGUUUUGUAAUACUCCUAUACCUAUACCAAAAGACAUGAUUCAAAAUUCUUGGUCAGCGACCGGUUCGGAUAGUCAUAGAGUAAUGAUCGUCAGGGGUAAAAUUUAUGGCGUUGGUGAUUAUUUCAAUAUGGAUCUGCAUCGACCUGUUUCUCCUCCUCAAACCAAUGCAACCUUAACACCUUUCAUUCAAAGUUUUUAUGGUCAAGAUGCUACUAAAUUUUUUCCAUUAGAUGGUGCUUCAAUUGGUUGUAAUUAUUCACCUGUAAUUAACAACCUUUGUGGAUUUAGUGACAGUGAAUUGAACGAUGGCAAAUUUCAUUGCCAUUCAUCAAAAAAAUCUCUUGACUCUCUUAAAGCUUUAUACACCAAUCUCCACGUUUCUGUUCCAUGGGAUGAAAUCAAAAAUGCUGCUAAUAACAUAACCAAUAACAAAUACAUUCUAUACGAUUCGCUUGUUUACAACCUAACUGAUUAUUUAUCAGACAAUAACAAUAAUUUAUGGUUGGGAAAAGACGAUAAUUCAAAAACACGUUACAAGUCGUUACUAAACUCAAUAGCAAACAAAGAUGCAACAUUAGCCAUUAAUCGACAAACAGAAUUUACCGAGAUACUACCUUGUUUAGAACAUUUUAAUAUUGGAAGAUUAGAAGGCGUUAGCAUAAUUUACAAUUUCAUCAUAACAAAAAGAAUGAUAAAAACAGACGAUAGCAAACCCGUCAAAAAUUUAAUUGUAAUGGUACCUUGUUAUUCAGAAUCUUCAGAAGCAAUAUCAUCUGCUUUGAAAUCAUUAGCUGUGGCAGAUUAUCCCGAUCAAAAUAAAUUAUUGUUUAUAAUCGUCGAUGGUAAAAACAUUAUUGGAAAACAAAACAAUAAACCGACAUCAGAAAUAGUAAAAGAUUUAUUAGAUUUGAGAGAAGACAAAAAAUUCCAAAACAAAAAAGAAUCAACAAUACCUGAAGAAGGGGAGAUGGAAGAAAAUGAACCUCAGCCAUUAAGUUACACAUCAAUUGCCAAAGAAAAAGGCAACGUCACUGCACAUAACAUGGCACAAAUUUAUUCUGGAUAUUAUAGAUACGAGGAUAGAUCGGCUCCAGCAAUAUUGGUGGUAAAAUGUGGUACUCCUGAAGAAAGAGAGGCAAACAAGAAUUUACAGAAUGAUAGAUCUGGAAAUAGAGGAAAAAGAGAUUCGCAAUUGAUAUUGUUCAAUUUGUUGAGAGUCUCCUUUAAUAAUUCACCAAUGACAAAGUUAGAUUUUGAAUUGUUUGAAAAAAUUCGUUCCAUAACAAAUGGUUUAACUGUAGACGAUUAUGAAUUAAUGACGAUGAUCGAUGCUGACACCAUAGUUGAUGAAAAUAGUUUAAAAUAUCUAAAAAAUUACAUCGAUAAUGAUGAUGACGUAAUCGGUAUAUGUGGUGAAGCACAAAUUGCUAAUAAAACCGCUAGCUUUGUUACAAUGAUACAGUUACAAUAUGGGUAA
Molecule: messenger RNA, 2712 nt
Organism: Entrophospora sp. SA101
Lineage: Eukaryota; Fungi; Glomeromycota; Glomeromycetes; Entrophosporales; Entrophosporaceae
Source: the annotation of a GenBank genome assembly